GACCGCGGUCACACUGGAAGCAACAAAAGAACGCCCACACUUUCUAAUAUAAUAUAAUAUAAUAUAAUUUAAUAAUUAUGCUGUCCCAGUACAUGGAGGAGUUUGAACAGGAGCCUUUUGAGGUGGGAGAAUUCAUAGAACGCCUGACCUGGCGCACCAACAAUGAACUGCAGAACAGCGAAUUUAGUCCUGUGGCCCUGCACGACACCUUUAUACAGACGAUCAAGGACCUGAAGAUACUGCAGGAGAAACAGCAGGGCAAGUGCGAGCGACUCGAGGAGUCACUGCGCCAGGAAAAGGAGUCGCAUGCAAAGAAAAUCUCCAAGCUGCAGGAGCGUCAUCAAACGGCCAUUGAUUGGUUUGGACAGCUGGAUGAGAAAAUCAACUCGGUGGCGGGGAAGAUCAUGCAUCUGGGUGAACAGCUGGAGAACGUAAACACGCCGCGCAGUCGGUCCGUGGAGGCGCAGAAGCUGCUUAAUUUUAUGUCCGAAUUUCUGGCCGCCGGCCCCGUAAUAGUUAACGACAUCUUUACGGAUGCAGCUCGUCUGAGCGAGGCAGCGGAUGUGAUACAGAAGCUGUAUGCCAUCUCGCAGGAUCUGCCGCCGGGUAAAUUUGCCGAGUCCAAGCGUAAAAUAGAAAAGAAAUACGAUGAAGUCGAACGGCGACUGAUCGAAGAGUUUGCCACUGCCCAGAAGAGCGAGGAUAUUGAGCGAAUGAAGGCACUGGCGCAGAUACUCUCCCAAUUCAAGGGCUACGCACAGUGCGUGGACGCUUACAUCGAGCAGAGUCAGAUGCAGCCGUACAGCGGCAACAUAUUCAUUGGGAUUGUGCCGCUGUGCAAACAUCACUAUGAGAUCAUCAAGAAAGUGUUUGCCAACCCACAGCAGGUCAUGUCCAAGUUCAUACUGAACAUCUAUCAGCUGAAGCUGCAUCAGUAUGCAAUGACCAAGCUGGAGGACAAAAAGGAUGAGGAGAAGUACCUACGCACCCUCUACGAACUGUAUUCACGCACAUUGAAACUUUCCACCGAUUUGCAAAUCUACAUGUCCACCAUCGAUGAUGAUCUGCUGCAGAAGCUAACGCAACAGAUUUUCAUGAAGAACCUGGCCAGCUAUGCCGAAAUGGAAACUAAAUGCCUGACAGCCAAAUGCUCAUCGGAGCUGGAGAAAUUUUAUGCCAGCAAGAAGCAUCAGAAGACGCAGACCACCAAGGGUUUUCGUCGCAACAUGGAGGUGCUGAUUGCCACGCGGGCGAACAUCAACAUAGCCGCCAUCGAAGACUAUGGCGGCGAGACGUUUCUCUCCGAGGAGCUGGCCAUCAAUAUGCUGCAAGAGGCCAAAGCCGCAUUGAAGCGCUGUCGCCUACUCUCCACCGAGGCCGAGCUGCCCGCCAAUGCCAUUAAGCUGAAUGACAUUCUGCUGCGCUUUCUGAUGCACGAGCAUGUGGAUUAUGCCCUGGAGCUGGGCCUCCAGGCAGUGCCACUGGCCGAGGGCAAGGUAUUCCCGCAGCUCUAUUUUUUUGAUGUGGUGCAAAAGACAAACAUAAUUGUGCAUCUGCUGGAUAAGUUGUGCAACACCUCAGUAAUACCUUGUGUGAGCAACACGGCCAAGUAUUCGGACUACGUGUUCAAGAAGCGCAUACUGAUGGAGCAGAUCGAAACGAAGCUGGAUCAGGGUCUGGAUCGUUCUAUUAGCGCUGUCAUUGGCUGGGUCAAGGUCUACCUGCAGUGCGAGCAAAAGAAAACCGACUACAAGCCAGAGAUUGAUGUCGAUACCAUAUCCUCAGCUGCUUGUCUGCAAGUUGUGCAAAGCCUUCAGCCCGUGAUAGUGCAGAUCAAAAAGUGCGUGGACGGCGAGAACUUGCAGAAUGUUCUCACAGAAUUCGGCACACGACUGCAUCGUGUUAUCUACGAUCACCUGCAGACGAUGCAAUUCAAUACGGCCGGUGCCAUGUGCGCCAUUUGCGAUGUGAACGAGUAUCGCAAGUGCAUUAGGGAGCUAGACAGCGCACUGGUGACGCAGCUGUUCGACAUACUCCACGCCCUGUGUAAUCUGCUGCUGGUGAAGCCACAGAACCUUCAAGAGGUGUGUACGGGCGAUACUUUGAACUAUCUGGACAAGUCUGUGGUGAGGCAAUUCAUUCAGCUGCGCACUGAUUUUCGGGUCAUCAAGAACACCAACUAUCUGAAGGGGAUCAUUGAGUGAGAGAGAGCGCAGCGCAUAGCCCCGCCGAUGAGUCACAUUCCGAAAUUUUCCACCUAGAGCGGUGCUUUCUGUGAAUUGAUUGGAUUGAUAUAUUGAAUGGGGAGGACAUUAUCAAAUAAUAUUUCAUUAUAGUACA
Drosophila miranda is the source of this 2340-nucleotide messenger RNA. It is a transcript of the gene Sec10, whose product is annotated as exocyst complex component 5. Bases 78 to 2204 code for a protein of 708 amino acids. NCBI's taxonomy places the organism in Eukaryota, Metazoa, Arthropoda, Insecta, Diptera, Drosophilidae. Gene Ontology annotation, biological process: exocytosis; Golgi to plasma membrane transport. Gene Ontology annotation, cellular component: exocyst; cytoplasm. The record is from RefSeq and is a predicted model, not a curated record. The transcript is spliced from 6 exons.